Molecule: messenger RNA, 365 nt
Organism: Dermatophagoides pteronyssinus (European house dust mite)
Lineage: Eukaryota; Metazoa; Arthropoda; Arachnida; Sarcoptiformes; Pyroglyphidae
Product: heat shock protein Hsp-16.48/Hsp-16.49-like
Biological process (GO): response to heat; protein refolding
Cellular component (GO): cytoplasm; nucleus
Source: RefSeq, a predicted model, not a curated record
UUCAAGCUAAACAUGAAAAGAAAGGAGAUGGCCAUUAUGAAUAUCGUGAAUUUGUUCGACAUGUUACUGUCCCGAAUAAUGUUGAAGCUGAUCAAUUGAAAUGUAAAAUGGAUAAAGAUGGUGUACUUCGAUUCGAAGCUCCAUUGAAACAAAUCGAACAGAAAGAAUCUCGUGAACGUAAUAUUCCGAUUGAAAUGGUAAAUCGAAACAAACCGGCUGUUGAACAACAGAAAGAAGCUAAAAAAUGAAGGAAUUCUCCAGUAACAUGGCAAGAAUUGGCUUGAACAUUUUUUUUCUCUGUCAUUAUCUCAUAAAAAUUUUUGAUAAUCUCGUAGAUUAUUAUAUGAUCUUUAUAAUGGCUUUGU